Rotaria sp. Silwood1 is the source of this 4989-nucleotide messenger RNA. The record is from the annotation of a GenBank genome assembly. NCBI's taxonomy places the organism in Eukaryota, Metazoa, Rotifera, Eurotatoria, Philodinida, Philodinidae.
AUGUUCGCACUCAAUGAUAAUAAACCUAUUUGGGUACGAGAUAAUGAACAUGGCUUUCUUCUUGGUAAAAUAACCGAUAUUGGUUCAGAUAAUGUUACUGUUCAAUUGAAUGAAAAUAGAAAGAAAUUAGUUGUACCGUACGAUUCAGCAUUUCAAGCAGAAGAAUAUGAUAAAGAUGUUGAUGAUAAUUGUGCCCUUAUGUAUCUUAAUGAAGCAACAUUAUUAAAUAAUGUUCGUCGUCGUUAUAAAAAAGAUUUAAUUUAUACUUAUGUAGCAAAUAUUUUAAUUGCAAUUAACCCAUAUAAAGAAUUAUCUGGUCGGUAUUCAAGUAAUGCUAUCAAAAGCUAUAAUGGAAAAUCACUUGGUAUUAUGCCACCACAUGUUUAUGCCAUUGGUGAUAAAGCAUAUCGUGAUAUGCGUUCUACCAAACAAAGUCAGUCAAUAAUAAUAUCAGGCGAAUCCGGAGCUGGUAAAACUGAAUCAGCUAAAUAUGUUUUACAAUAUUUAACUGAAUCAUACGGUGCUCAUAAUGGUCAAAUUGAAGAUCGUAUAAAUAAAUCCAAUCCAUUAUUAGAAGCAUUUGGCAAUGCUAAAACAACUCGUAAUAAUAAUUCAAGUCGUUUUGGUAAAUUUAUUGAAGUUCAUUUUAAUGAUAAACAUCGUGUUGUUGGUGGUUAUAUAUCACAUUAUUUACUUGAAAAAUCUCGUAUAUGUGUUCAAUCAAAAGAUGAACGAAAUUAUCAUAUAUUUUAUCGUUUAUGUGCUGGUGCACCUGAAACUAUUCGAAGUGCAUUACGACUUACAUCACCAGAUAGUUAUCAUUAUCUUAAUCGUGGUUGUACACAAUAUUUUUGUAAUAGUCAAACAGAAAAAUCUUUAUCAAAAACACGUCGAAGUCAAGAUUUUAUAUCAAAAGGUGCAUUACGUGAUCCACAAUUAGAUGAUGUUAAUGAUUUUAAUGAAUGUGAUGAAUCAAUGGAUCAAAUGGGUUUAACAACACAAGAUAAAUUCAAUAUUUAUAGUACAGUUGCAGCUGUUUUACAUGUUGGAAAUAUUAAUUUUGAAGAUGAUCCCGAAAGUACAAAAGGUGGUUGUAAAGUAACAUCAGCAACAGAAAAAUCAUUAAGUAUAACAGCCGAAAUGCUUGGUCUUGAUCAACGUGAUUUACGUAAUGCAUUAAUAACAAGAGUUUUAAUGACAAAAACAACUAGUAGUAGUAAAGGAACGGUUAUUCCUGUUCCAUUAAAAGUUCAUGAAGCUCAAAAUGCACGUGAUGCAUUAGCUAAAGCAAUAUAUAUUCGAUUAUUUGAUCAAAUAGUUACAUUUGUUAAUAAAUCAAUACCAUUUAGUUCAUCUACAUCAUAUAUUGGUAUUCUUGAUAUAGCUGGUUUUGAAUAUUUUCCUAUAAAUUCAUUCGAACAAUUUUGUAUUAAUUAUUGUAAUGAAAAAUUACAACAAUUUUUUAAUGAACGUAUACUUAAAGAAGAACAAUUAUUAUAUGAAAAAGAAGGUCUUGGUUUGAAAAAAAUUAAUUAUAUUGAUAAUCAAGAUUGUAUUGAUUUAAUCGAAGCAAAAACAACUGGUUGUUUUGAUUUAUUAGAUGAAGAAAGUAAAUUACCAACACCACGACCAGAACAUUUUACAACGGAAGUUCAUAAUCGUAAUAAAGGCCAUCCAAGACUUGAUUUUCCACGAAAAUCUAAAUUACGUGCAUCACGUGAAAUUCGUGAUGAUGAAGGUUUUCUAGUUCAACAUUUUGCUGGUAGUGUUGUUUAUUCAACUGCACAAUUUAUUGAAAAAAAUAAUGAUGCAUUACAUACAUCAUUACUUAUUCUAGUUCAAGAAUCAAGAAAUAGUUUCAUUAAAAAUCUUUUUCCCAAAGCACCCGAACAUGAACAAUCAGCAGGAAAAUUAAAUUUUAUUUCUGUUGGUUCAAAAUUUCGUUCACAAUUAGCUGAUCUUAUGAAUAAAUUACGAAGUACUGGUAUUAGUUUUAUUCGUUGUAUUAAACCAAAUCUCAAAAUGGUUUCAAAUUUAUUUGAAGGUGGUCAAAUUCUAAGUCAAUUACAAUGUAGCGGUAUGGUAUCAGUGUUAGAUUUAAUGCAACAAGGUUUUCCAUCACGUACACAAUUUGCUGAAUUAUAUGGAAUGUAUAAAUCAUAUUUACCAAAAGAAUUAGCACGACUUGAUCCACGUCUUUUUUGUAAAGCAUUAUUUAAAGCUUUAAAUCUUCGUGAUACAGAUUUUAAAUUUGGUUUGACUAAAGUUUUUUUUCGUCCGGGAAAAUUUGCUGAAUUUGAUCAAAUUAUGAAAUCUGAUCCCAAUAAUUUAGCUAUACUUAUAUCAAAAGUUAAAAAAUGGCUUUUAUGGACACGAUGGAAAAAAGCUCAAUGGUGUGUUCUAUCUGUUAUUAAACUUCGAAAUAAAAUUCUUUAUCGACGUCAAUGUUUAAUUGAUAUUCAAAAACAUGUUCGUAUGCAUUUAGUUUAUAAACGUUAUGCACCACGAAUUCGAGGUUUAGUUAAAGUUAAGGCAUUACAUGAACAAGUUGCUUCAAUGGAAAAAAUUGUUGGACAAAUGAAAGUGAAUAAAGAACAAGUUUCUAAACAAGUACACCAAUUAAGACAACGAAUUGAUCAAUUAAUGCAUGAAAUUACAAAUAAAUCUAUGAAUUCAACACAUAUUGAUAAUGCCUACAAUGAUCUUGUUUCAUCAAUUGAUCGUGAAUUUCGUCGAUUAAAACAAGUUCUUGCUGAACAAGAAAUAAAAGAAGAAGAAGCACGUUUGAAAAAAAUUCAAACGGAACUUGAACGUGAAAAAAAUAAAAAAGUUGCUGAAGAAAAACGUUUAGCACAAGAAAAAGAAGAAUUUCGACAACGUUCAGCUAUUGCUCAACGUCAAAAGGAAGAAGAACAGUUUAAAGGUAAACUUAGUGCUGAAGAAACAAAACGACAAAAAGAACGUGAAGCAAGAGAAUCCGAUGAAGAAGCUCGUUUAGCUGAAAUGAAUGAACGUGAACGUCGUGAUUAUGAUUUAGCACGACGUCUUGCUUUAGAAACAGGUGGUGAAGCUGAUUUACCACAUUUACAACGAACACGUCGUCCUGUUAUUAAUCAAAAACAUGAUUUAAGUAAACAUACGUAUGCACAAUUACGAGAUUUAAUUAAUACAUCUUGUGAUUUGGAAUUACUUGAAGCUUGUAAAGAAGAAUUUCAUCGACGUUUAAAAGUUUAUCACGCAUGGAAAUCAAAAAAUCGAAAAGGAAAAAAUCCAUCAGCUUUAGAUGAUAAAAUAGAUGAAGACGAAGAACGAGCUCCAAAGGAUAUUUUAAAUAAUAUUGUUCCACUUUCAUUGACUGGUGGCACAUCGAUAUCAAGUGGAUCAAUGAAAAAAACUGGACAAUUAUUAACAACUAUUAGUUCAAAAAGGACUGGUAGUGGUAAAGUAGCUGAACAACGAUACUUUCGUAUUCCAUUUAUUCGUCCAAAUGAUGAAAAUCGAGAUCCACAUAGCGAUCAAAAAAAGAAAGGAUGGUGGUAUGCUCAUUUUGAUGAUAAAUGGAUUGCUCGUCAAAUGGAAAUACAUCCAAAUAAAGAAGCCGUACUUCUUGUUGCUGGUGUUGAUGAUAUGAAUAUGUGUGAAUUAAGUUUAGAUGAAACAGGAUUAACAUCGAAAAAAGGUGCUGAAAUACUUGAACAUGAUUUUGAACAAGAAUGGCUUAAACAUGGUGGUCGAGAAUAUUUAAAGUCACAUUUUGGACAAAUUAGUUCGAAAUAUGUUGUUCAAUUACUUCAAGUUCUUACUUAUCGAGUAUCAUUAAUAGAAAUUAAACAUAAAGAAUAUGAUCCAUUUGUUGUGCUUAAUAUUGAUCGAGAAUCAACAGUUAGUGAAAUAAAACGAGCUUAUCGUGAAUUAAGUAAAAAACAUCAUCUAGAUCGUGGUUGUGAUCCUGAACAAUUUAAAGAAACUGCUAAAGCUUAUAAAACUUUAACUAAUGAAGAAGAAGCAAAAGAAAAUUGGAAAAAAUAUGCAAAUCCUGAUGGACCAGGAGUUACUCGUUUUGGUAUUGUUUUACCAAAAUGGUUAGUCGAUCAUCAUAAUUCUAUAUUUGUUCUUUUAAUUUAUACUGGUGUAUUUAUGAUUGUACUUCCAGUUAUUGUUUUAUUUAGAGAAUUACCUGAUGUACAAGAAAAUACUAAAGAGAGACCAUUUCAAGCACCGUAUAGUAUAAAAGCACGUACAUUACUUCAUGCACAUCUUCAUCAACUUAAUAUAUUAAGUGAUAAUCUUGGAAAAGUGAAAAAUGCUCCACGGCUUGAUACAAUUGAAAAUACAAUGAAAUUAUCACCAAUGCUUCGUACCAUCAAAUUCAUCCGACAAUUUGUUGCAAUAGAUGAUGAACAACGUCGUUCUAUGUUACAUUGUAUCACAGACGAACAGUAUUAUGAUAUUAUGAAUGUUCUUGCUAUUUAUUCACAUAUAACAAUGAAUGUAACAUGUGGAGUCUUUAAUGAUGAAGAUGAACAUAUAAUAACAACAGGAACUGUUGUGAUAUUAACAAUACAUUUACAUCGUGAAAAUAUGGCAUCUAUUUUUAAUGAUGAUUCAACGAAACAUUCUGAUGGUAAUAAUAAUAAUGAUGAUGAAAAUCGAAUAAAUGAACAAAUAUUUCAACGAUUUCAAAGAUUAUCAAAUAAAACAAAAAUUCGACAUAAUGAAAAUGAAGAAGAUAUAUUUCUUGAACGAUUUCAACAACAACAACAUGAUGAAGAAGUUGAAGUCAAAUUUUCAGCACCAAAAAGACCUGGUCAUUAUGUUUAUUCAGUUAUAUUAAGAUCUGAUUCAUAUUUUGAUUUUGAUGUUCAAGAAGCUAAAGAAAUUGUUGACAAUCAUUCGCAAUGGGAUUUUAGUGAUGAUGAUGAUGAAGGAAUGAAUAAUGAAGCUAAAGACAAUGAGUUUACAACUGAAAGUGACAGUGACAAAGACUAG